Micromonas commoda is the source of this 2058-nucleotide messenger RNA. RefSeq names its product intraflagellar transport protein 81 (gene IFT81). The transcript has a single exon. Gene Ontology annotation, cellular component: cilium; intraciliary transport particle B; centrosome. NCBI's taxonomy places the organism in Eukaryota, Viridiplantae, Chlorophyta, Mamiellophyceae, Mamiellales, Mamiellaceae. The record is from RefSeq and is a predicted model, not a curated record. Bases 1 to 2058 code for a protein of 685 amino acids. Gene Ontology annotation, biological process: cilium assembly; intraciliary transport. Gene Ontology annotation, molecular function: tubulin binding.
AUGCUCGGGUCGGACGUCGCGCACCUCGUCGCGCUUCUCAAGGAGCCGCCCUUUGAGCUCCACCACCUCACCGGCCCUCGGCUCGGCGAGCUCGGCGGCGAGGAGACGCGAAGGCUCGCGGUCGAUGUCUUCUCCAAGCUGAGCCCGCCGGGCGCCUUCCAAGGGUCGGCCACGGGCGGCACGCUCGCCGAGGAGGGCGAGCGCACCACCGCGAAGCUGUUGGAGUUUUUGAGGCACGUCAAGUACAGGCCCGAGAGCGGCGACGAGUCCGCUCAGCGCAAGGCGUGGCAGCUGGGCGACCACGACGUCGUGCUCCCCGCGCUGAAGUGGGUGCUCGACAACCGCGAUCGAUGCGAGAAGCGCGCCUACGUCGGCCACUUCAUGGCUGAUUACGCGGUGCCUGGCGAGUACGCCAUGGACCCCGAGAUCCAGGACCUGAUGAACAACACCCACGAGCUGCAGAGGGCGUUCGUGGAGGCGCACAAGGAGUGCGAGCAGGCGCGGCGGGAGGCGAAAGAUCCCGUCAAGCUAAAGUCGCAAAUCGCGGAUCUGGAGCGAGAGCGCGAACAGGUGCGGCGCCGAAUCGACGUCACGAAGGGGAAAGUGGCGCAACGCGUCACGGACCCGCGCGAGCUGGACGAGCUCGUCGCCCUCGCGCAGUCCCUGAGGGAGGAGCAGGAGCAGGAACACGAGCUCGCGAGGCAGACGAGGGAUCAGACGGAGCGACGCGAUCUCGCCGAUCGCCGCCGCAAUCGCGCCGCGACUAGGAUCAGGGAGCUCAGAACGUCCCUGGCGUCUGGGUCCCCCGCCGCGCUGCUGCAACAGCUCGCCGACGAGGUCAACGCGCGGAAGCAGCUGGUGGAGGAGAAGCUUCCGGCGGAUCUGGCGAAGAAACGCGCGAGGCUCGCGGCUGUGCGGGAGAUUUUAACCUCGGACGUGCGCACCGACUCGGACAUCGCGACGCAGACGUCUGAGGUUAACAAACUCUCCGCGGAGGUGCGCGAGCUCGAGGACGAACUGUCGGAGGCUAUGGCUAAACGGGACGAUGACGUCCAGCUCCGCCAGCAGGCGCAGGUGGCCAAGACGAUCGCGGCUAAACGCGCGAGCGCCGUAGCCAAAAGAGACAGGCUGGCGCAGCGGCGUAACCAGGUGGUGGGCGAGUACGAGUCCGCGUCCGCGCGCCAGGAGGGCGACGGCUCCGCGCCGGGGGACGCGCCGGGCGGCCGAGCGGCGACCGAUCCGGACGAGAUGAAGGCCAGGUUCGAGUCGGUCAAGGCGAAGCUGGCCAAGUACAAGUCGCUCAAGCGCGAGCUGGACGAGCUCAACAUGGAGGCGGCGGUGCUCGCGCGCACCGAGGCCAUCUUGGAGGAGGACGCGCGCGGGGUGAUGGGAGACGUCGCCGAGGAGGAGCGCAGGGCGGGCGUCGCCGGGUUCGCGCAGGCGCAGGAGACGCUGGAGCAGGUGUCCAAGGCGAAGGGCGACGUCGACGCGGCUAAGGGCGCAGCGCUGGAGGAGAUCAACGCCUUCGUCGCGGAGAUUACCCGGAAGAUUAAGGAACGGAAAGGGGCGCUGCAACCGAAGAUCAAGGAGCUGAGGGACCUCCGGCAACACUUCGGUGCCCUCGAGAGCAAGCACGCGGACGCGAAGAAGAGGUACGACGUCGAGGCUGCGAAGCACCAGAAGAAGCGCGACGCGCUCGAGUCGGAGGUUAACCAACUUCGAGCGCAGGUUCUCGGAGACGAGACCAAGUAUCAUCGCAUGAACAUCGAAUCGGCGCUGGUGGAGGCGCACGCCAAGCGGGCGACGGGCGGCGACGCGCGGCGCUACGACGCGAUGUACCGGGCGGCGGUGGACGAGACGGACAACGAAACGAAGCGUCUGAAUGAGAGGACGGAGGAGGUUAGGAAUAACUUCUCGCAAGGGGUCGAGGCUGUGGAGGCGCUCAAGGAUCUCUACCGGAUCUUGGACGUCAAGCUGAGGGUCACGAGGCGGGACAUGGCGGGUGAGUCGCUCGGGCAGACGACGACGUACGGGGGCGCGAACGUCCUCAGCAUGUGA